AUGUUCCCCCCAGACGUUCCAGCUCAAGAUUUCAUCAUCGCUUACGCUUCUUUCUUGCAAAGACAAGGUAAGUUGGAGGUUCCAGGUUACGUCGAUGUCGUCAAGACCUCUUCUGGUAACGAAAUGCCACCACAAGACGCUGAAGGCUGGUUCUACAUGAGAGCUGCUUCCGUCGCUAGACACAUCUACUUGAGAAAGCAAGUUGGUGUUGGUAAGUUGAACAAGUUGUACGGUGGUGCUAAGAACAGAGGUGUUAGACCACACAAGCACAUUGACGCUUCAGGCUCCAUUAACAGAAGGGUUUUGCAAGCUUUGGAAAAGAUUGGUGUCGUCGAGAUCUCUCCAAAGGGUGGCAGAAGAAUUUCCGAGAACGGUCAAAGAGAUUUGGACCGUAUCGCUGCCCAAACCUUGGAGGAAGACGAAGAAUAA
Molecule: messenger RNA, 429 nt
Organism: Eremothecium sinecaudum
Lineage: Eukaryota; Fungi; Ascomycota; Saccharomycetes; Saccharomycetales; Saccharomycetaceae
Gene: RPS19A
Product: 40S ribosomal protein eS19
Exons: 2
Coding region: 1-429 (142 amino acids)
Biological process (GO): translation; ribosomal small subunit assembly
Cellular component (GO): ribosome; cytosolic small ribosomal subunit
Molecular function (GO): RNA binding; structural constituent of ribosome
Source: RefSeq, a predicted model, not a curated record